Molecule: messenger RNA, 2383 nt
Organism: Humulus lupulus (European hop)
Lineage: Eukaryota; Viridiplantae; Streptophyta; Magnoliopsida; Rosales; Cannabaceae
Product: syntaxin-22-like
Exons: 7
Coding region: 1425-2207 (260 amino acids)
Biological process (GO): vesicle-mediated transport; intracellular protein transport; vesicle fusion
Cellular component (GO): SNARE complex; endomembrane system; membrane
Molecular function (GO): SNAP receptor activity; SNARE binding
Source: RefSeq, a predicted model, not a curated record
GGGCGUUGUAAUGGCUGAACAUCUCUGGAUCUGCAAAAGAGGAAGCACAAGAUUUGUUAGUAAAAAUAGAGCAAUAUGUGGAUAAGUAUAUUACUACUACAGUUCUAUUAAUCUCAUAUCACCAAGUUAUCAAACAUAUUACUAUGACUACUAGACCUGAGUUGAGGAGGAAGUCGUCCUCGUCGUCGGAUGAUGAGCUCAGGUCCUUCGCAGGCUGGAUGGCUUUUCCCUUUCCGGACUGGGUGGGAAUAGUAGGUCUGCGCUGAUCCUCUGGUUGAGGCUCCCUAAUGACGAGAUCAUGCCUGGUCGGACAAGGUCAUACCUGGGCAGACAAACAUAUGACUGGUCGGACAAGGUCAUACCUGGUCGGCAAUGACACUUUUCUGGCCAAUCAAAAUUCUUCAUCGGUCUACCAGGUUUCUCCUAAGCCAGGUCACCCAACCAUUCCUUGCCAUUUGUCAUUUCUAUUGCCACGUCAUCAUUUUAAAAUUUUGGGGAUAACACCUUGCAAACAGUUUUUGAGCACUCUAAAUAUUCUGUAUAAUCCUAGUGAUGACCACCAAAUCAUCCAUAUCUUAACAAAAGUCAUUAUGGCUUUAGCUUCCCAGCUUGCUGGUACAUAGUCAGGCAUUUUUUUUGUUCUUCUCCAUAAAACCUUUCUAUGCCAGAAAGCUUCAAUAUGUUUAUAACUAGGAGAAUGAAGGCACUAUUGGUCUAAGAACUGAUACUUUUUAAAUGGAUUAUGACCAAAACUGCUAUCAUAUUGAUCAGGUUGAUUUAAACAUAAAUCCUCAUCUUCCUUCUGAUUACAUAAUUUAUCUGGAGAAACCGUUGGAAAUUUUUAAGAAAGCCAAAAACACAGCUGGGAAUGACAUGUGGAGUUUGAUGCAAUUUACUGAGAAUUUGCGACACCACUUCAUGGAGAUCCUACCGAAGAAACUUCACGUAAGGAGAAUGACAGCAGACCUUGGAAUAAGCAAAAUAUAAAAAUGGAUGUUAUGGAACGGGAACAGUGCUUUUGAUAUUUGUUGCUUGAUAUACAAUUCAAACAGAACAUGUAUAUAAAUUCUUACAGCAGCAAAUGUCAGAAAUUCUCAAAUGUACAAGACUUUGACCAGUAGAUUCCGAAGAAAAAAGGCUUUUAUAAUUUGAUCUUACUUUAUUUGUAUCUGUUUUUUUAUGAACUAUGGAAUAUGAUUGGAUGAGAAAGUGGUUACACAGCUGCCAUAAUAAUAACAAAAUGGCCCCUCUUUCUUUUUUUUGGCCCACAUUUCGUUUUCUUUAUUCUUUCUAGAAAAAGAUAUAAAUAAUUGUUCUUCAUUUUGGCUCCACCAGUAGACUUGUCAUAGCGUUUUUUCAAUAACUUCCAUCAUCCAAUCCACAGAGCUUUGCUUUUGGAUUUCAAAAUUGAAACUUUGAUAGCUAUGAGCUUUCAAGAUGUUGCCCAACACCAAGUCCCCUCCCAAGGUGUGGCAGCAGCUAUUUUCCAGCUCAACACUUCCGUGGCUGCUUUUCGCCGGUUGGUGGAGGCCGUCGGAACCGCCAAGGACACUCCCGGCCACCGCCGCAAGCUCCAUGACAGCAGACAACGCAUACUGCAGAUAGUGAAAGAUACUACAGCUCAGCUGAAAUCCUUAACCCAAUCUGAUAAGCUUCACCAUCACCAUUUUUCAGCUGUCUCCAAGAGUAAGAAGCUAGAAGAUGCAAAGCUUGCAAGUGAUUUCAAAACAGUGUUACAAGAAUUCCAGAAUGUCCAAAACCUUGCCUCUCAGCGGGAAUCUUCUUACACUCCUACUUCAUCUUCAUUUGAAACAACCAUAACUGAAUCCACUGCGGAUCCCCAGUCCUCUCGCCAACCUUUCCUUCAGGAGCAUCAAAGGCAGGAAGAAGUUUAUAUGUACAGUGAAAUUGCUUUAAAUGAAGCCCUUAUUGAGGAAAGGGAGCAGGACAUGAAAGAAAUACAAUUCCAAAUCAAAGAAACAAAUGAGAUUUUCAAGGACCUUGCUGUUCUUGUCCAUGACCAAGGCAUAGUUAUUGAAGAAGUUAAUACCAACUUGGACUCUGCCUCUGUUGCCACUUCUGAAGCUAAUACUCAGCUGGCCAAGGCUUCCAAAAGUAUCAAAUCCAUGUGCUCUUGUUUUAGGUGGUGGAUGCUGGUGGUUCUUGUGCUGGCCUUGGUUAUCUUUCUACUUGUCCUUAUCUUAUAACUACAGUCUCUGAACUGAACUGAACUGAAUUGAAUUGAAUUGAUUGUUUGUUUGUUUGUUGUACCAUUGGUUUUCAUUGUUUGUUUUGUUCAUUUCUUCAUUAGUUACCAUGAUAUGGACUUGAACUUAACAAGGGUAAAAGUUGUGUGGAUUUCAAUGCAAAACAGAGUUAAAUA